UUUUUUUUUUAUAGAAUAUUGUUCUGGUUGUUGUUGGGUUUGUAAGGAUGGCGGAAAAUUCAGUGCAAUCGCGGUAUGUGAAGCUAACGAAAGAUCAAGAAGUGCCAGUGGAGGAGAUUCGCCCUGGAGAGCUGAAUCAGCCCGUUCGUGUUCCCCAGUUGGAGGUUCAUAGAUGUAACGAGUGCGGGCAAACCUUGCCGGAAAGCUAUGAGCCACCAGCAGAUGAACCCUGGACGACUGGAAUCUUUGGCUGUGCUGAGGAUCCUGAGAGCUGUUGGACUGGAUUAUUCUGUCCCUGUGUAUUGUUUGGGCGUAAUGUUGAGAGACUGAGAGAAGAUAUACCCUGGACAAGACCUUGCACUUGCCAUGCUAUCUUUGUUGAGGGUGGUAUUGCACUGGCAGCGGCUACAGCUGUGUUGCAUGGCAUUGACCCAAGAACAUCAUUUCUAAUCGGAGAAGGGCUGUUGUUUACUUGGUGGAUGUGUGGAAUCUAUACUGGUAUUUUCCGGCAAUCACUGCAGAAGAAAUAUCAUCUCAAGAACUCUCCAUGUGACCCCUGCAUGGUCCAUUGCUGCAUGCAUUGGUGUGCCAUGUGUCAAGAGCAUCGAGAAAUGAAAGGUCGCCUGUCUGAUAAUGUUGUUAUGCCAAUGACUGUCGUGAAUCCACCUCCAGUGCAGGAAAUGAGCAUGACUGAGAAUCAUGGUUCCACAGCCGCUGAUACAGGUGCUCAACAAAAUGAACAUGCCAAUUUGGAGAUACAAGCUUUAUAGAUAGGGUAUUCUGUGAUGGAUAAGAUUAGAGGAAUUUUGUGAGAGAACAAUGUUUGCUGGCAAAUUAGCCAUUCCCUUCUUUCUUCUUUUUUCUAUCUGAAAAAUUAUGUCACCAAGAUACUUUGCUCGAUGCCUAGUUAUACCUCAAGAGCUUUUCUACUGUCAUUUUAGUUCUUUGUUGGACACAGAACUGGGGCAACUCUAUAAAAACUAUGGAUCUGUUAUUCAUGUAAAGAUUAAUAUCCAAUGCUUGUUGGUUCAACU
Messenger RNA from Elaeis guineensis (African oil palm), 1034 nucleotides. Its product is annotated as cell number regulator 6. Lineage: Eukaryota; Viridiplantae; Streptophyta; Magnoliopsida; Arecales; Arecaceae. The record is from RefSeq and is a predicted model, not a curated record.